AUUAAACUCCAGCAGUGCUCCGUUCCCUUUGUACCACGUCUGUGUCUUCCUGCUGUCCUACCUUGACAGUGCCAGGCUCUUUCCAUCCAUUCAGCUCUGCAGAAGCAGAGUUCUCUGGGCCAGUAUAGCACUGUGUGCUCUCCUUUGCUCCUUGCUUCUCUGUGGGAGAAGGAAAAGACUCCGGAGAUGGACCUGUCCUACAGAUCCACCAUUGCUAUCUAUAAGAGUAUCCUGGAGCAGUUCAACCCAGCCCUGGAGAACCUGGUGUACCUGGGAAACAACUACGUGCGUGCCUUCCAUGCAUUAUCCAAAGCAGCUGAAGUGUAUUUUAAGGCCAUCGAGAAGAUUGGGGAACAAGCACUGCAGAGCUCCACCUCACAUGUGCUGGGUGAAAUUCUGCUGCAGAUGUCCAACACGCAGAGACUCCUGAGCUCUGAUUUGGAAGUUGUGGCUCAGACCUUCCAUGUGGACCUGCUGCAGCACAUGGAGAAGAACACCAAACUGGACGUGCAGUUCAUCAGUGAGAGCCAGAAGCAGUACGAGCUGGAGUACCAGCGUAGAGCCACCAACCUGGACAAGUGCAUGGCAGAGCUGUGGAGAAUGGAGAGGGCCCGUGAUAAAAAUGUCCGGGAGAUGAAGGAGAAUGUGAUGCGACUGCGCUCGGAGAUGCAGGCGUUCGUCUCUGAGAGCCAGAGGGAGGCUGAGCUGGAGGAGAAACGCCGCUACCGCUUCCUGGCUGAAAAGCACCAGAUGCUCUACAACACCCUCCUCCAGUUUUACAGCAGGGCUCGAGGCAUGAUCCAGACCAAGGCACCGCAGUGGAAGGAGCAGCUGGAGGCCAGCCGCAACCCCUCCAACAGCCACUCGCAUGGUCUUCUUUCAGCCUCCCACAGCCAGGGGUAUCCAUCAGGCCGGCUCACUCCCACCCACCUUGAGAUGCCCCAGCGACCCCUUGGGGACUUUGCUUCUCCCAUGACUGGGAGUAGAUCCAGUGUCUUCUCUCCAGAACCUCCAGAAAUGAGACUGUCUCCUGAACCAGAGUCUCCCAGGCGACCACUGCGGAGGACACCAUCAGCAAGUUUGCUCCCUACCGGCCGUACCUCCCGUUCGGGUUCCUUUGGUGAGACUGGCAGCGGCGGCAGCGACGGCAGGAGGAGGAGCGGCACGGUGAGGGUACACGCUAUCGUGCCGCACACAACGGGUGUCAACCGGACCCUGCUGCGGUUUGACCCUGGGGAUGUCAUCACGGUGCUGAUGCCGGAGGCGCAGAACGGGUGGCUGUACGGCAAGCUGGAGGGCUCAUCCACAUGCGGCUGGUUCCCUGAAGCUUAUGUCAAGCCUCUGGAUGAUGCAGGGGAGAUGGAGGGGCCAGCCACCAGGCCCUUCCCACUGCGAAGCAGUCACAGUAUGGAUGACAUCCUGGACCGUCCCAGCACUUCUUCCUCUAGCAAUUACUGGCCUGCUGCUGCCCAGCCCAGCUUGCCGAACCCACCUCCCUUGUCGGUGGGUGCCAGCAGUCACCAGAGUGGGGUGGCCACCCCAGUCAGUUCUGGCUCCAAGAAAUCAGGAGUAUUUGACCAGCCCCCUGAACUCUUCCCACGAGGUACCAACCCUUUUGCCACAGUCAAGCUACGUCCCACGGUCACCAAUGACCGCUCAGCACCCAUCAUCCGAUGAAGUGGAAAUGUGGAUGGCAGAGAAUUUCAGCAGGGAAGGGGGAGGCAACCCAGUGCUACUGCUCAUGGAAUAACCUCUCUUUUCUCCCUCCUUACCUCUUGGACAUCGGAACCUGUCUCACCUGGCCAUCUGGCACACUUUAGCCCGCAGCAGAUCUCUGCUGCUCUUUUUAGAUUGUCCCUCGUCCCCCCUCCCAGAGUGAUGUUACUAUGGGACAAGUCUGGUGUUACUGGUGGCCUGCGAGAGGGGAUGCUGCUUGUCUUGGGGAGCAGAGGGAUGGGUAGGGUAUGAUCAUCUGUGGCAUGGAGCAGUGUAAUGAAGGCAAAGCUUUGUUAGCCCUGCUGUGGGCAGAGAAGAACACGGGCCAAACAGUCCCUUUGCUACCAGAAAAAUGAACCCCAAAGGGAGGAGGCGACAAGAAGGCUUUCCGUGACAUGGUCUGGCUGACAGGGUCUGCAGGGUGCAGCUCUCUGUUCUUGGCCCCUUGGGCAACCAUUUCCAUUUGUAGCAGCAUCUGCCCCUUCUCACCCCCCGUGUGGCUCCUUCCCUUGCUGGGCAGCCCUGGGACAUGGCAGGGGCAGGUGACAGUGCCCUGUGCUGCUGCCCAGCUCCUUUGGCGAUUGUCCUGUGGAAAACGUUUGGGUUUUUAUAAAUAAAAUGGAGAAGACUG
This is a messenger RNA of Columba livia (rock pigeon), 2347 nucleotides long. RefSeq names its product BAR/IMD domain containing adaptor protein 2 like 2 (gene BAIAP2L2). The record is from RefSeq and is a predicted model, not a curated record. The coding region runs from base 187 to 1677 and encodes 496 amino acids. Gene Ontology annotation, cellular component: nucleoplasm; cytosol. Gene Ontology annotation, molecular function: protein binding. The transcript has 14 exons. Gene Ontology annotation, biological process: actin crosslink formation; positive regulation of actin filament polymerization; actin filament bundle assembly. Lineage: Eukaryota; Metazoa; Chordata; Aves; Columbiformes; Columbidae.